CUAACCUUUAGUCAGUGAGUGACUUUCUUUAUGGGAGUAAAAGGAAGCUAAGUUAUGAAAUAGCUGUUAUGUGAAUGUUAUAAGCUCUCAAGGAUUCAAAACCAAAAGGUCUAAAUAGUAUUUCAAAAGGCAAAGAUAAUCUGACGUUGCAAAACAGCAACAACAACAACGACAAAUCCAUUAAUCACUCUUUCAGUUGAAGUGAUGAAGCCAAAGAAUUCAUAGCAAAAUGGAGAAAGUUAGAAGACUGGCCAUCUGAAUAUCCACCACUGGUGAAAGGAUGAAGAACGUUUACUGGCUUAUUCUGAAACUUUUAAAUUUUGCAACUCUCAGCUGCUUAUGGAUUUCUCUGGGGCAGUGUACAGUUUUAAACAGUUGCCUGAAGUUGUGUGUAACUAACCUGGGCAGGCAGCUGGACAUUGGCACACCACACAACCUGAGUGAACCGUGCAUCCAAGGAUGUCAUUUCUGGAACUCUGUAGAUCAGGAAAAUUGUGCUUUAAAGUGUAACGAUACUUAUGCCACCGUUUGUGAGAGAGAGUCGUGUGAAGUUGGCUGCAGCAGCGCGGAAGGUGCUUACGAAGAAGUGGUCCUGGAAAAUGCAGAUCUCCCCACUGCACCCUUUGCUUCAUCCAUCGGAAGCCAUAACGUGACAUUACGAUGGAAAUCUGCCAACAUCUCUGGAGUAAAAUACAUCAUUCAGUGGAAAUAUGCACAACUUCCAGGAAGCUGGACUUACACCGAGACCGUGUCCAAGCCGUCGUAUGUGGCAGGGCCCCUUCACCCCUUCACCGAGUACAUUUUCCGAGUGGUUUGGAUCUUCACGGCCCAGUUGCAGCUUUAUUCUCCACCAAGUCCCAGUUACAGGACUCAUCCGUAUGGAGUUCCUGAAGCUGCUCCUUUCAUUAGGAAUGUUGAAAGCUCCAGUCCUGACACUGUGGAAGUCAGCUGGGCACCACCCCAGUUCCCAGGUGGACCUAUUUUGGGUUAUAACUUAAGGCUGAUUAGCAAAAAUCAAAAGUUAGAUUCAGGGACCCAGAGAACCAGUUUCCAGUUUUACUCCACCCUACCAAAUACUACCUACAGGUUUUCUAUUGCAGCAGUAAAUGAAGUUGGUGAGGGUCCAGAAGCAGAGUCUAGUAUUACUACUUCAUCUCCAGCAGUUCAAGAAGAGGAACAGUGGCUUUUUUUAUCCAGAAAAACUUCUUUAAGAAAGAGAUCUUUGAAACAUUUGGUAGACGAAGCUCAGUGCCUCCAAUCAGAUGGUAUACACCGUAAUAUCACAGGAAUAUCAGUUGAUGUCCACCAGCAAGUGGUUUAUUUCUCUGAAGGAACUCUCAUAUGGAUGAAGAAGGCUGCUAACAUGUCGGACGUGUCUGACCUGAGAAUUUUUUACAGAGGUUCAGGAUUAAUUUCUUCUAUUUCCAUAGACUGGCUUUAUCGAAGAAUGUAUUUCAUCAUGAAUGAACUGGUAUGUGUCUGUGAUUUAGAGAACUGCUUAAACAGUGAGGAAAUUAUGCCACCAUCUAUUCUUGCACCUCAAAAAAUCGUGGUGGAUUCAUACAAUGGGUAUGUCUUUUAUCUCCUGAGAGAUGGCAUUUAUAGAGUCGAUCUUCCCAUGCCAUCUGGUUGGGACGCCCAAGCCAUGCACAUCGUGGACAGCCACACAUUAAAGGACUUCACCGUGAAGCCACAGUCCAAGAGAAUCAUUUACUUCAACGACACCACCCAGGUCUUCAUGUCAACAUUUCUGGAUGGCUCUGCUUUCCAUCUCGUCCAACCUCAUGUUCCCUUUGCUAGUGUGAAGAGCUUUGCUUGUGAAAACAAUGACUUCCUUGUCACAGAUGGCAAGGCUGUUUUCCAACAGGAUGCUUUGUCUUUUAAUGAGUUCAUCGUGGGAUGUGAGCUGAGUCACAUAGAAGAAUUUGGGUUUGGUAACCUGGUCAUUUUUGGCUUGUCCACCCAGCUGCACCCUCUGCCAGGCCGCCCGCAGGCACUCUCCGUGCUGUUUGGCUCUCACCGGGCCCUGGUUCAAUGGAAGCCUCCUGCCCUUGCCAUAGGAGCCAGCCCUUCUGCCUGGCAGAACUGGACAUACGAGGUGAAAAUAUCAACCCAAGACCUUCCUGAAAUCACUCAUGUUUUCUCUAACAUAAGUGGGACUAUGCUUAAUGUACCAGAGCUGCAGAGUGCUACGAAAUACGAGGUUUCUGUGAGAGCAAGUUCUCCCAAGGGACGAGGCCCUUGGUCAGAGCCCCUGGUGGGUACUACUCUGGUGCCAGCUACUGAACCACCAUUUAUUAUGGCUGUGAAAGAAGAUGGGCUUUGGAGUAAACCAUUAAAUAGCUUUGGCCCAGGAGAGUUCUUAUCCUCCGAUAUAGGAAAUGUGUCAGACAUGGAUUGGUACAACAACAGACUCUACUACAGUGACAUGAAAGGUGACGUUUACGUGUGGCUCCUCAAUGGGACGGACAUCUCGGAGAAUUAUCACAUACCCAACAUUGCAGGAGCAGGGGCUUUAGCUUUUGAGUGGCUGGGCCACUUUCUCUACUGGGCUGGAAAGACAUAUGUGAUACAAAGGCAGUCUGUGUUGACAGGACAUGCAGACAUUGUGACUCACGUGAAGCUCUUGGUGAAUGACAUGGUGGUGGAUUCAGUUGGAGGAUAUCUCUACUGGACCACACUCUACUCAGUUGAAAGCACCAGACUCAAUGGAGAAAGUUCCCUUAUACUACAGGCACAGCCUUGGUUUUCUGGGAAGAAGGUAAUUGCUCUAACUUUAGACCUCAGUGAUGCGCUCCUGUACUGGCUGGUUCAAGACAGUCAAUGUAUACACCUGUACACAGCUGUUCUUAGGGGACAGAGUGCUGGGGACACCGUCAUCACGGAGUUUGCAGCCUGGAGUACUUCUGAAAUCUCCCAGAAUGCGCUGAUGUACUACAGCGGUCGUCUCUUCUGGAUCAAUGGCUUUAGAAUAAUCACAACUCAGGAGAUAGGGCAGAGGACCAGUGUCUCUGUUUUGGAAGCAGCCAAAUUCAGUCAGUUCACAAUUAUUCAGACAUCCCUUAAACCUCUGCCAGGGAAUUUUUCCUUUACCCCUAAGGUUAUCCCAGAUUCGGUGCAAGUGUCUUCAUUUAGGAUUGAAGGAAAUGUGUCAAGUUUUCAAAUCCUGUGGAAUGCUCCCCCUGCAGUGGACUGGGGCGCAGUUUUCUACAGUGUGGAAUUUAGUGCUCAUUCUAAGUUCUUGGCUAGUGAACAACAGUCUUUACCUGUCUUUACCGUGGAAGGGCUGGAGCCCUGUGCCUUGUUUAAUCUUUCUGUCACUCCCUAUACCUACUGGGGAAAGGGCCCCAAAACAUCUCUGUCACUUCGAGCUCCUGAAACAGUUCCAUCAGCACCUGAAAAUCCCAGAAUAUUUGCAUUACCAAGCAGAAAAUACCACAACCAUGAAGUUGUGGUGGAAUUUAGGUGGAAUAAACCCAAGCAUGAGAAUGGUGUGUUAAUAAGAUUUGAAAUUUUCUAUCAAAUAUCCAACCAAAGUGAUGCAAGCAAAACGUUUGAAAACUGGAUUGCUGUCAACGUCUCCCCCUCAGUGAUGUCCUUUCGACUCGAGGGCCUGAGUCCCAGGUGCUUUGUGGCCUUCCAGGUUCAAGCCUUCACAUCUAAAGGGCCAGGACCACUUUCUGACAUAGUAAAAUCUACAGUAUCAGAAAUCAACCCAUUUCCUUACCUCAUAACUCUUGGUGGCAGCAAGAUACAUUUUUUAGACAUGGAUCAAAAUCAAGCUGUGUGGACGUUUUCAGGGGAGAGAGGUAUCAGUGCUAUAGGCUACACAGCUGAUAACGAGAUGGGCUAUUAUACUGAAGGAAACUCAAUCUUCCUUCUGGACUUGCACAAUCAUUCCAGCUCUGAGGUCCUCCGAGAUGCCCUGGUUUUUGACAUCACAGUUAUUGCAAUUGACUGGAUUUCAAGGCACCUCUACUUUGCACUGAAAGAAUCACACAAUGGAAUACAAAUAUUUGAUGUUGAUCUCGAACGCAAGAUGAAAUACCCCAAAGAGCUGAAGAUUUGCAACAGGAAUUCAACAAUAAUUUCUUUUUCUGUGUAUCCUCUUUUAAGUCGCUUGUAUUGGACAGAAGUUUCCAACUUGGGUUAUCAGAUGUUCUACUACAGUAUUAUCAACCACACUGUGCACCGCAUGCUACAACCCACAGCCACAAACCAACGGAAUGGAAGGAACCAAUGUUCUUGUAAUGUGACUGAAUUUGAGUUAAGUGGAGCCAUGACUAUUGACACCUCUGACCUAGAGAAACCACUGAUAUACUUUGGCAAAACACAGGAGAUCUGGGCAAUGGAUUUGGAAGGAUGUCAAUGUUGGAGUGUUAUUGUGGUGCCUGCUGUGCUUGGAAAAACGCUUCUUAGCUUAACUGUGGAUGGGGAAUUUAUAUAUUGGAUCUUCACAGCAAAGGCCAGCACACAGAUUUAUCAAGCAAAGAAGAGAAAUGGGACCAUUCUUUCCCAUGUAAAGACCGUAAGGACUAAGUGUAUCUUGGCGUACAGUUCAGUUAUGCAGCCUUUUCCAGAUAAAGCAUUUCUGUCUCUAGCUUCAGAAAUUGCCGAACCAACUAUACUUAGUGCCACCAACACUAGCCUCAUAAUCAAAUUACCCCCGGCCAAGACAAAUCUCACCGGAUAUGGCAUCACCAGCCCUACUGCAACAUACCUCGUUUAUUACACAGAAGUUAAUGGUGGGAAAAACAGCUCUGACUCGAAAUAUAGAAAGCUGGAAUUUCAAGACAGUGUAGCCCUUAUUGAAGAUUUACAACCAUUUUCAACAUAUAUGAUACAGAUAGCUGUAAAGAACUAUUAUUCCGCUCCUUUGGAACAUUUACCUCUGGGAAAAGAGAUUUUGGGAAAAACGAAAAGUGGAGUCCCAGAGGCAGUCGGGCUCAUUAACACCACUGUGCGGUCGGACACCAGCCUCCUUAUAUCCUGGAGAGAGUCUCACAAGCCAAAUGGACCUAAAGAAUCAGUCCGCUACCAGUUGGCAAUCUCACACCUGGCCUUAAUUCCCGAAACUCCUCUAAGACAAAGUCAAUUUCCAAAUGGAAGACUCACUCUCCUUGUUACUCAACUGACUGGUGGAAAUCUGUAUGUGUUAAAGGUUCUGGCCUGCCAUUCUGAGGAAAUGUGGUGUUCUGAGAGUCAUCCUGUCACUGUGGAAAUGUUUGAUACAGCAGAGAAACCUUAUGCCUUGGUUCCAGCGAACACUAGUUUGGAAUUACAUUGGAAGGCUCCUUCUAAUGUUAACCUCAUCAGAUUCUGGUUUGAACUCCAGAAGUGGAGGUACAAUGAGUUUUACCACAUUAAAGCUUCAUGCAGCCAAGGUCCCGCUUAUGUCUGUAACAUUACAGAUCUACAGCCUCAUACGUCCUAUAACAUCCGAGCAGUGGUGGUUUAUAUGACAGGAGAAAAUAGCACCUCUUUUCCAGAAAGCUUUAAGACAAAAGCUGGAGUCCCAAGUAAACCAGGCAUACCCAAAUUAUUAGAAGGGACUAAAAAUUCAAUACAGUGGGAAAAAGCUGAAGAUAAUGGAAAUAGACUUAUGUACCAUAUCCUUGAGAUCAGAAAGGGUACUUCAUAUGAUUCAGAAGACCCGAAUUUAAGGUGGAAAAUGACAUUUAAUGGAUCCUGCAGUAGCAUUUGCACGUGGAAAUCAAAAAAACUGAAAGGAAUAUUUCAAUUCAGAGUAGUAGCUGCAAAUAAUCUGGGGUUUGGUGAAUACAGUGGAAUCAGUGAGAAUAUUACAUUAGUUGGAGAUGGCUUUGGGAUACCAGAAACAAGUUUUAUACUUACUAUUGUAGUUGGAAUAUUUCUAACUGUUACAAUACCAUCAGCCUUUGUUUGGCAUAGAGUAAAGAAUCAAAAACCUCCCAAGGAAGGGCUAACAGUUCUGGUAAACGAAGACAAAGAAUUGACUGAGCUACGAGCACUGGCGGCUGGAGUAGGCCUGGCUAAUGCCUGCUAUGCAAUACAUACUCUUCCGACCCAAGAGGAGAUUGAAAAUCUUCCUUCCUUCCCUCGGGAAAAACUGACUCUACGUCUCUUACUGGGCAGUGGAGCCUUUGGAGAAGUGUAUGAAGGCACAGCAGUAGACAUCCUGGGAGUGGGAAGUGGAGAAGUCAAAGUAGCAGUGAAGACUUUGAAGAAGGGUUCCACAGACCAGGAGAAGAUUGAAUUCCUAAAGGAGGCGCAUCUGAUGAGCAAGUUUAAUCAUCCCAACAUUCUGAAGCAGCUUGGAGUCUGUCUGUUGAAUGAACCCCAGUACAUUAUCCUGGAACUGAUGGAAGGAGGAGAUCUUCUUACCUAUUUGCGUAAAGCCCGGAUGACAACGUUUCAUGGACCUUUGCUCAACUUGGUUGACCUUGUCGACCUGUGUGUAGAUAUUUCAAAAGGCUGUGUCUACUUGGAGCAGAUGCACUUCAUUCACAGGGAUCUAGCAGCUCGGAAUUGCCUUGUGUCUGUGAAAGAUUAUACCAGCCCUUCACGGAUAGUAAAGAUUGGGGACUUUGGACUCGCGAGGGACAUCUAUAAAAAUGAUUACUACAGAAAGAGAGGGGAAGGCCUUCUCCCUGUUCGGUGGAUGGCUCCAGAGAGUUUGAUGGAUGGAAUCUUCACUACUCAAUCUGAUGUAUGGUCUUUUGGAAUUCUGAUAUGGGAGAUCUUAACUCUUGGUCAUCAGCCGUAUCCAGCUCAUUCCAACCUUGAUGUUUUAAACUAUGUGCAAACGGGAGGGAGACUGGAGCCACCAAGAAAUUGUCCUGAUGAUCUGUGGAAUUUAAUGAUUCAUUGCUGGGCUCAAGAUCCUGACCGAAGGCCUACUUUCCAUAGAAUUCAAGAUCAGCUUCAGUUAUUCAGAAAUUUUUCCUUAAAUAGUAUUUCUCAGUGCAGAGCUGAAGCAAACACCAGUGGAGUCAUAAAUGAAGGCUUUGAAGGUGAAGUGGACAAUAUGAUCUGUUUGAAUUCAGGUGACAUUACGUCCAUUGCUUUAAAGGAAACCAAGAAUCAAGAAGGGUUAAACUAUAUGGUCCUUGCUACAGAAUGUAGCCAACGUGAAGAAAAUUCAGAGGGUCUUCUAGGUUGUCAGGAAUCGGAAUCUUAUGGUCCAAAGAAAGAAGAGAAGGAACCACAUGCAGACAAAGAUUUCUGCCAAGAAAAACAAGUGGCUUCCUGCCCUCCUGGCAUGCCUGAAGGCCUGAACUAUGCCUGUCUCACUCACAGUGGAUGUGGAGAUGGGUCUGAUUAACAGCCCUGUUUGGGAAAUGCAGAGAUGAGAUAUACACUCUCAUCAAGUAGAUACUGAAAGAAAACUCUAGUAGAAUGAUAGACGUCAUGGUGGUCUGUGAUUCCCAAUGAACACUGUAAAGUUCCAGAGUUCCAAUCUCAGUUCUGAGAGCCAUUUGGUUUGAGUCAUAACAAUCCCCAUCCCAACUGCCUGACCUUCAGUAGAAUUAUGAGAUCAACCACAAGCAUGUGGAAAGCUUAGGAAGACGCCUAAGUCUGGAAGGGAGACGCUGGCUCUGCCUCUUGCUGAAGGUCCCCUAGGCCAUUGCCCACCCUUUAGUCUGGACUGUGAUAAAAACAUCUUAGCCAGAUGGUUAGAGAUAGAAAUAGGUAUGUUCAGGAGAAGAAUAGGAAGUAGGCUUAGUGUGGCCGACAAAACUACAGAGAAUGUUAAAGGGAAAAGAGGAAAUGACAAGUAAGUCCACAACUACAGAGGAAACCAGCACCUGUGAUGUGAGAAACCACUUGAAAAGCUAUUACUACAAUAAAACGUUUUUAAUCAUUGCUGUAAAAUAUGCUUUUGCUAUUUUCCUUUUUUAUUUCAGAAUAUUACAGAGGUUACAAAUAGAUAGCUUUUGUAAUGCUUGAGUCAGGGCUGUAGAGUGCCCAUUGGUACAAUAGUGUUCAUUAUACAUAAGUAGGUUUUUGCACAUUUAAAUAUUUUGUGUUUUGGAGGCUUAGAAUAACAGUCAUAUUGCAAAUGGGACUAUGAGAUUUCUAAGUCCUGAAGUUUAGCAUUCUGGGGUUUGGGGGUUGUAUAAGAAUCAUACUGAUUUGUGUGCUGUUAUGGAAACUAGUACAGAGAUUGUUUUUAUUUGUUAUAUCUAUUUUAUACAUAAAAUACUUAAGACUGCAUUUUGUAUCAUUAUUCUUAUAAUUAAAUAUAAGUGAUUAUGUAAUGUUAAUCAAAGCAACAUAAUUUUUGCAACCAUAUGAAACAAUAAAUAGCUAGAUGAGAACUUUUAAAACAGUUCUUCAGAGAAACACUCUAACUUCAAAAAUAAUUUUUGUUACCACUGUAUGUUAUUUAAUGUAUAUAAUAUUUUGCAUGGAAAAUAUAUUUCAUUAUCCUUG
This is a messenger RNA of Nycticebus coucang (slow loris), 8415 nucleotides long. RefSeq names its product ROS proto-oncogene 1, receptor tyrosine kinase (gene ROS1). The record is from RefSeq and is a predicted model, not a curated record. Gene Ontology annotation, biological process: cell surface receptor protein tyrosine kinase signaling pathway; multicellular organism development; regulation of TOR signaling. Lineage: Eukaryota; Metazoa; Chordata; Mammalia; Primates; Lorisidae. The transcript is spliced from 44 exons. Bases 281 to 7303 code for a protein of 2340 amino acids. Gene Ontology annotation, cellular component: signaling receptor complex; membrane. Gene Ontology annotation, molecular function: protein binding; ATP binding; transmembrane receptor protein tyrosine kinase activity.